Molecule: messenger RNA, 1242 nt
Organism: Nematocida parisii ERTm1
Lineage: Eukaryota; Fungi; Microsporidia
Exons: 1
Coding region: 1-1128 (375 amino acids)
Source: RefSeq, a predicted model, not a curated record
AUGAAGUUCAGACUGGUAGAAGACAAGGAUGUGAUAGAGACCCAAGAGAAAGAAGAGCACCAUUCAGAGGAAACAGACGUCGACUCUGAAGAAUUCUUUGGACUAAAAACAAAGUAUGAAGAAUCGUCUGAGGAGGAGAAAGAUAUGUGGGAGGACUCCGAUGAUGAGGGGAGCAGCACUCAUUGGACAGUUGAAAAAAUAGAAAAACGGCCGGGGAAAGUCCGAAAAACAAAUGCUCUAUGCAAAAAUCUACUAAAAUACACGACCAGUCACAUACUAACCAUUAGAAAGGGAAUAGUAAAGGUAGAAGUAAUGGAUGGAAAUAUAUAUCUACUAGACAAAGCAGGCCAGCUGUACAUGUGCAGCACCGAUGAGAACAACAGAAUAUCUGGGCAUCUAUGCAAGAUUGAAAUUAAGAAGGGUUCUAAGGAAAAGAACUUCAAAGACUUCAUAGUAGCGCCAAGUGGCAUGAUUGUUGCGCUUACAAAGGCCUUUCACUCAUUCAGCACUGUAACACCAGAAACUGGUGUAAUAAAGGAGGUGAAUCUAUACCAGUACAAGGACAAAGGAUAUAGCAGAAUUAAAAAAAUACAAAAUGGAUUUGUGUUGAUAUCCGAGAAGUCUCUUCUUAUUUACAACUACAAUGCACUUCUCAUGGAGAGAAUAGAAAUGUCCGAGAAAAUAGAAGAUGUUAUAGAGGCUGGAGACUACUUCUUGGUGCUUUUGGAGAGCAGGCUGGUAAAGUAUUGUCGAAAAAUGAAAGCCACAAUUCUUGAGUCAGAAGUGUUAGUGAAUCCGCAAGUUCUGUGCAUUUUUAACGAAUCAGUGGCAGUUGGCGGCAAGGGUGGGGUUACUAUCUUCCAAAAGGGUACUUUUAGCAUAGAAACCGAACUUGCAAACUUAGAAAAUGUGACAGCACUGGGAUAUAUGCAGGAAAUGGACAUUCUUGUCUUUGGAGACAAAAACAAAGCCAACGGAAUUCGAAUGUAUAAUGCAAAGGAGAAAAAAAUGAUAACGACUUUCCCACCCAGCACAGGGCUGGGCUAUAUUGGAGGGUUUAUUGAGUGUGGCCGCGCUCUUUAUUUCGGUGCAAUGGAGCGAUUGUACAUCCUAAAUAUUCCAAACUAGUCAUACAACACGAGCGUGUUGUUCUAUCUGCAGUGCCUACUAAUGAAAUGGGCAUGGAAUAGAAGAACUUUUCUGUUUCUAUAGAUAAACCAAAUAAAUAAGAAAUCAUAGAGG